This is a messenger RNA of Penicillium cosmopolitanum, 852 nucleotides long. Its product is annotated as SDR family NAD(P)-dependent oxidoreductase. The transcript has 3 exons. The coding region runs from base 1 to 852 and encodes 283 amino acids. Lineage: Eukaryota; Fungi; Ascomycota; Eurotiomycetes; Eurotiales; Aspergillaceae. The record is from RefSeq and is a predicted model, not a curated record. Gene Ontology annotation, molecular function: oxidoreductase activity, acting on the CH-OH group of donors, NAD or NADP as acceptor.
AUGGAUCCAUUGGAUGACCCGAAGCCUCAUUCUCCGGGCCGCUUGCACGACAGAGUUGCUAUCGUCACAGGGUCUUCAUCCGGCUUUGGAAGAGCGAUAGCGUUUAGAUUUUCACGCGAGGGCGCAAAGUUAUUAUGUGCUGAUAUCACACCUGAGACAACGAAAGCAGGAUCACGAGAUGCAGAUCGCGCAUAUACCACGCAUGAAUACAUUGUUGCGAAAGGCGGUACGGCCGAGUUCGUCAAAACCGAUGUUGGCCAUGAGUCGUCGGUACAGGCCUUGGUCGCUCGUGCGGUUGAGCUGCAUGGCAGGCUCGACAUAUUCAUCAACAACGCUGGGAUUUGUCCAGAAUCUGCACCAGAUCAGAUAUCAGAAUUGAUUCAUGAGCAGGAAGUAAAAGUGUGGGAUACCACCAUGAGAGUCAACGCACGUGGAUCCUACCUGGGCUGCAAGUACGCGUGCGAACAAUUCAUGAAACAAAACCUUCUUCCAUCGGGGGACCGAGGCUGGAUCGUCAAUAUUGGAUCGACAGCAUCGCUGACUGCCUCACAAGUUGCUGCAUACGACACUAGUAAAGGGGCGGUUUUACAACUAACCAAAACGGUCGCCGUGUCUAUGGCACCGUACAAGAUUCAUUGCAAUAUUGUUUGCCCUGGGGAUGCCACCACGGCCUGUUAUGACCCGCACGUGAAUGAUAGGGAAGCAAUCAACAAAUCCAUUUCUCUUUAUCCCUGGGGUCGAUUCGGGAAACUGACAGAAAUUGCUGGUGCAGUUCUCUUCCUAGCCUCAGACGAUGCUGGAUAUGUGACUGGCGCCGUCCUAUCUGUCGAUGGCGGCUUUGUUUCGCAGUAA